AUGUAUUUUAAAACAUUUUCAGGUGGUCUCCAAGCUCUCAUUCGAUGGACUUUCAUCAAAGACUGGCCCCUCCUGUUAGACGACCUGCACGAGGAUAUCUGGAUGAACUUUAUGCAUGACACAAUGCUAGAGGACACCUGCAUGUGCGACUGCAAGGACAAUAGUGGCCUACUGACUCACGGCAUCAGGCGCCGCGCUGGUUCAAAAGAAGUGGCGGCAAGACAAGUUGGCGACUGCAGAAUGAGUUCAGUGGUGCUGAACAGCAUCUCCGUCAUGAUGGUACCCGGCAUGUUCGUCACCUUUCUUACACAGCUUACCCUGGCGGAGAAGGUGAACCCUGACAAGAUCGGCAUUGCCCGGCAGAUUAGGUGCAUAAUGAAGCGCUUCACAGGAACGCAGAACUAUCUGCAAUUGGUCGAGAAUAGGGGAUUCGACGUCGAGAAAAUUAGACACGAAACAUCGCAUCAACUUAAGCCAGUUUCAGUCCAAACUUUAGAGCUGCCGUUAGUUGGCGCUACACUCCAGCGUAUAUGUGGUCAUAAAUAG
Messenger RNA from Dibothriocephalus latus, 546 nucleotides. The record is from the annotation of a GenBank genome assembly. Lineage: Eukaryota; Metazoa; Platyhelminthes; Cestoda; Diphyllobothriidea; Diphyllobothriidae.